Molecule: messenger RNA, 3694 nt
Organism: Molossus molossus (Pallas's mastiff bat)
Lineage: Eukaryota; Metazoa; Chordata; Mammalia; Chiroptera; Molossidae
Gene: FHOD1
Product: formin homology 2 domain containing 1
Exons: 22
Coding region: 83-3526 (1147 amino acids)
Biological process (GO): actin filament network formation; cortical actin cytoskeleton organization
Cellular component (GO): cytoplasm; cytoskeleton
Molecular function (GO): actin filament binding
Source: RefSeq, a predicted model, not a curated record
CCCGCCCAGAUCCAGUUGAGUAGUCUUCCCAACGGGUUCCAGACCUGUUCCGAGACGCGCGGUACGGGCCAGUGGCAAAGCCAUGGUUGGCGGGGAAGACCGCAGGGACGGGGAGCCGGUAUCAGUGGUGACCGUGCGGGUGCAGUACCUGGAGGACACCGAUCCUUUUGCAUGUGCCAACUUCCCGGAGCCGCGCCGGGCCCCCACCUGCAGCCUGGACGGGGCGCUGCCCCUGGGCGCACAGCUACCCGCGCUGCACCGCCUUCUAGGGGCGCCACUCAAGCUAGAGGACUGUGCCCUACAAGUGUCUCCGUCUGGAUACUACCUGGACCCUGAGCUGUCCCUGGAAGAGCAGCGGGAGAUGCUGGAAAGUUUCUAUGAAGAGAUUAGCAAAGGGCGGAAGCCUACGUUGAUCCUGCGGACCCAGCUCUCUGUGAGGGUCAAUGCCAUCUUAGAAAAAUUGUAUGGCUCCAGUGGCCCUGAACUCCGCCGCUCCCUCUUCUCAUUAAAGCAGAUCUUCCAGGAGGAUAAGGACCUGGUGCCUGAAUUCGUGCACUCUGAGGGGCUGAAUUGCCUGAUCCGUGUGGGUGCUGCUGCUGACCACAACUACCAGAGCUACAUCCUCCGAGCACUAGGCCAGCUGAUGCUUUUUGUGGAUGGGAUGCUAGGGGUGGUGGCCCACACUGAGACUGUGCAGUGGCUGUACACAUUGUGUGCCAGUCUGUCCCGUUUGGUGGUGAAGACAGCGCUGAAACUGCUGCUGGUAUUUGUGGAAUACUCUGAGAGCAAUGCACCACUGUUCAUCUAUGCAGUCAACUCUGUGGCCCGCACCACCGGUGCUCUUCCAUGGGCCAAUCUUGUGUCCAUCUUAGAGGAGAAGAAUGGUGCAGACCUUGAGUUGUUGGUGUACACAGUCACCCUCAUUAAUAAGACACUGGCAGCGCUCCCAGAUCAGGACUCCUUCUAUGAUGUGACGGAUGCACUGGAACAGCAGGGCAUGGAGGCACUGGUCCAGCGCCACUUAAGUGCUACAGGCACUGACAUCGACUUGCGAGCACAGCUUGUGCUCUAUGAGAGCGCCCUGCGGUUGGAGGAUGGAGACAUUGAGGAAGCCACUGCAGGUGGGCGGCGGGAACGUAGAAAGCCCUCUUCAGAGGAAGGCAAGAGGAGCCGCAGAUCUCUAGAAGGCGGGGGCUGCCCUGUGCGUACCACAGAGCCUGGUCCCACAGGCCCUGCCCUGCCUACAGGCCCUGCACCCAGCCCAGUGGGCCCUGCCUCUGGCCUCUGUACCUCGGUUAACCUCUUUUCCACCCUCUCCGUGGCACCCUCAGCUGACAUCUUCUGUGAGAGGAACAUCUACAAAGCCCGUUUCCUGGAGAAUGUGGCAGCAGCAGAAACAGAGAAGCAGGCUGUGCUGGCCCAGGGCCAGGCAGAGACAUUGCCUGGGGCAGUGCCUGAUGAGGCUGAUGGGCACCCAGAUACCCGGGAACUAUGGGUUUCCCCUGAAACAGUCCCUGCACCCAGAACACCCCAGAGCCCUGCCCCCCGAGUCCUGCUCCGGGCCCAGCGAAGCCUUGAGUCAGAGCUCAAGGAGACAUUGGCCCCACCAAGCCCCAAGGCUGAGCUCACCCAGGAGCUCACUACCUGUAUCCCCAAGCUCUGCAUUGGAGACCUGGACUUCUCAGAUCUGGGGGAGGAUGAAGAUCAGGACAUACUAAACAUAGAGUCUGUGGAGGCUGAGAAAGGGGUCCCACCACUCCCACUGCCCUUGCUCUCUGAAGGACCCCCACCUCCUCCACCCCCACCUCCCCCACCCAUCAAAGGCCCCUUCCCACCACCUCCACCUCCAGCUGCCCCUCUUCCCACCUCAGCGCCGGAUGGCCUAGCCCUCCCCACCAAGAGGAAGACAGUAAAACUCUUCUGGAGGGAGCUAAAGCUGGCUGGGGGCCAUGGAGACUCUGGGAGCCGCUUUGGGCCCUGCUCCACCCUGUGGGCCUCACUGGAGCCUGUCUCAAUAGACACGGCCCGGCUGGAACACCUGUUUGAGUCCCGUGCCAAGGACGUGUUACCUUCCAAGAAAGCUGGUGAGGGCCGCCGGACAAUGACCACAGUGCUGGACCCCAAGCGCAGCAACGCUAUCAACAUUGGCCUAACCACACUGCCACCUGUGCAUGUCAUUAAGGCUGCCCUGCUCAACUUUGAUGAGUUUGCUGUCAGCAAAGAUGGCAUUGAGAAACUACUGACCAUGAUGCCCACGGAGGAGGAACGGCAGAAGAUUGAGGAGGCCCAGUUGUCUAAUCCUGACAUCCCUCUAGGCCCAGCUGAGACUUUCCUGAUGACUCUUGCCUCCAUUGGGGGCCUGGCUGCCCGCCUACAACUCUGGGCCUUCAAGCUGGACUAUGACAGCAUGGAACGGGAAAUCGCAGAGCCACUGUUUGACCUGAAAGUGGGCAUGGAACAGCUGGUGCAAAAUGCCACCUUCCGCUGCAUCCUGGCCACCCUGCUGGCUGUGGGCAACUUCCUCAAUGGCUCCCAGAGCAGUGGCUUUGAGCUGAGCUACCUGGAAAAAGUGUCAGAGGUGAAGGACACAGUGCGCCGGCAGUCACUGCUGCACCAUCUCUGCUCCUUGGUGCUCCAGACGCAGCCGGAUUCCUCUGACCUCUACUCAGAAAUCCCCGCCCUGACCCGUUGUGCCAAGGUGGACUUUGAACAGCUGACUGAGAACCUGGGGCAGCUGGAGCACCGGAGCUGGGCAGCUGAGGAGAGUCUGCGGAGCCUGGCCAAGCAUGAGUUGGCCCCAGCCCUACGUGCCCGCCUCACCCACUUCCUGACCCACUGUGCCCGACGCGUUGCCAUGCUUCGAGUAGUGCACCGCCGUGUUUGCAACAGGUUCCAUGCCUUCCUGCUAUACCUGGGGUACACAGCACAGGCAGCCCGUGAAGUGCGCAUCAUGCAGUUCUGCCACACAUUGCGGGAGUUUUCGCUGGAGUACCGGACUUGCCGGGAACGGGUGCUGCAACAGCAGCAGAAGCGGGCCACAUACCGUGAGCGCAACAAGACCCGAGGACGUAUGAUCACUGAGACAGAGAAGUUCUCGGGUGUGGCUGGGGAAGCCCCCGGCAGCAACCCAUCUGUCCCAGUGGCUGUGGGUAGUGGGCCAGGCCAGGGUGAUGCAGACAAUCACGCCAGCAUGAAGAGUCUGCUGACCAGCAAGCCUGAGGACACCACACAUGGCCGCCGUAGCAGAGGCCUGGUCCAGAGCAGCUCCCUAGUGAUGCCCAUGGCAGUGGGGCCCUCCACUGCACCCCCAGAAGAACACUCCAGUUUACCCAGUGACACUUCAGAUGAAAUCAUGGACCUGUUGGUGCAGUCAGUGACCAAGAGCAAUCCUCGUGCCUUAGCUGCUCGGGAACGCAAGCGUUCCCGUGGCAACCGCAAAUCUUUGAGACGGACGUUGAAAAGCGGGCUUGGAGAAGACCUGGUGCAGGCACUGGGACUGAGCAAGGGACCCGGCCUAGAGGUGUGAAGGUGCUGCCUCCAGGAUAUCUAUCUGGGCCACAGCCUGCAUGCAAAAGAACUAUAGAGUUAGGAGGGACCAGAGCAGAAUUCUGGGCAUCUUCUCAACCCUGGGGUCACUCUAUACCCAAUGGCCAGUGCCUUGAGCAGUAUUAUCUGUGUGUGUGUGUGUGUGUGU